Fomitopsis serialis is the source of this 6804-nucleotide messenger RNA. RefSeq lists its product as uncharacterized. NCBI's taxonomy places the organism in Eukaryota, Fungi, Basidiomycota, Agaricomycetes, Polyporales, Fomitopsidaceae. The record is from RefSeq and is a predicted model, not a curated record. Bases 1 to 6804 code for a protein of 2267 amino acids. The transcript is spliced from 23 exons.
AUGUCAGCCCCGUCAAACAAGCACGUGAAAUCGCGCACACCGGUGCAGGCCCGUCGAGAUCUUCAGCGAUACUUCGGCGAGGGCAGCAAUACCCAACUGACUGUGGACGUCGCGACGUACGAGGUGAGCGAGGAGGAGAUCAAAGAUUUGGGGAGGGGUACAGAGACAGGGUUCUGGCGCGCCAUCCUCGGCUAUGCGUACCUCGCUCGCGAUCGCGCAUGUUUCGUGGCCGACAAGAACGUCCUCAAUCUGAAACUGCCCGAGUUCCAUGAUGCGGUCAUUGUUGGCAUACUUGCACGCAUACGGCACGCUGCGGGAAACACUGGCGCAUCUAUUGUGGAGGUGAUCGACAUCUCGAGACUGAUGACCUUGUGUCAUAUCUCGUACGCAGAGUCCCAGUCGUCACCGCCACCGUCUCUGGCAUCUGUGUGGUCGCCACCCCCGUCACAGAUCGGAUCCGAGAACGCGGUAACGUUCGAUGAGCGGGCGUCACUGUACGGAUUCCCGGAGGAGGACAAGCUCCCGUUCCCGAAACCGCCAGAGAAGCCUCAUUGGUUGCAGCCAGGUACGGACGACUUCGGCGACUGGGCGUCGCGACAGUUACAGCACAGCAAGAUCCGCCGUCUGCGCCUGCAGGACCUCCUGGAGAAGGUAGACGACCGGUCGUCGUUCAUGCGCGACGGGCAGCUGUCGAAGCAAUACCCGAAUACCAGUCCAGUGGCGAUCGACUCUCUCAAGUUUUCCAUCAAACGGUACAAGCAAAUUGAGAAGACGUACGCAGCGAUGAUCCAGAAGACUAUCGCGCUCCAGGAGUCCGAGCGUAUCACGGAGGCCCUGGCCAACGCUGGUGGAGAGCCGACUGACACCGUGGACGAGGUCGAGCGUGAACCGGAGGCGAGCCAGCCGGCCCUGAGCAAGGCGGCCGGCAAGCGUCCCGCUGCUGGCAAUGUGCCGGCACCAGCUCCGGCGACGCGCAGCCUACGGAACCGUCAGCAGUCGUCCUCCCGUGCUUCGAGCACGAGCAGCAGUCGGGCCGCAACGCCUGGCUCGGUUCCCAAGUCGAAGCUGCGAUCCACGUCAGCUGCGUCCAGUGGCUCGUCCGGCAGCGCCAGCACGCGCCAGAGGCUGAAUACACCCCGCGCUGCCAGCGGUAGUGCGGCUCGCCCUGGUCCAUCAACUCGUGCCCGCGACAGUGGCGCUCCGAAGGACGUGUUCAGCGACGGAGAGCUGCGACGUCGCACGCAAUGCGGCUUCUUCGUGCCGGCCGCUUUGUGCACGAUUCCGUUCGAGAGCGUUCUCGCCCAGCAUGCGUGCGCACACGAGGCGGGUCAUGUUUCAAACGGUGAGACGUAUAUAGUCGAGCUCCCGGCGGGCAACGCCUGCGUCGUCACAGCCGCAGAGACGACGAGGGAGUGCUGCACCUUCUGCACGGGGUGCCUCGUCACGGCGCAGUUCGGCUGGGCCUUCUCGUCCGUCGGCCGGUCCAUCUCGUCCGAUCGCUGGAUCACGCGCGAGUUCGACGGUGGCUGCUUCAAGAGCGCCGGCUGGUGCUGGACCGUUGCGGGCACCGUCACAGGCAGCGUCGCGGGCUCCAUCACGGGUAGCUUCACGGGCACCGUCGCGGGUGGCAUCGCGGGCACCGUCGCGGGUUGCGUCGCAGGCACCGUCACGGUCCGGUCCCGAGGACAGCGCAGCGAUGAUGAUGUGGCCAUCAUCGUCAACCCGGUCCCUCCGGCAGACAUGGAUCCACACGAGGUCCUGUUGCACCUCGCGAGCACUGACGACAUGAAUGAACGUGCGCGCGAAGAGCUGUCGUCCACGCUGGAAGGUAACACGGGCCCGUUCAGUCUGGAUGCGCUUCCGGAUAGCAUUGCGGCGGAGGAUGGCUCGGCGAGUCAGGAUGAUGUCAGGCAAGAUGGACGGCACGUUCCGUCCGCGAGCUGGGAGGAGAACAAGUGGCGAGAAUGCCCACGGCAGACGGUGAAGGUGUCGACGCUGCGCAAGUUCCAGGAGCACAACACACCACGGAACAGGCAGUUCGCGACGAACCUCCUGAAGAAGCGCACGGUCGUGAAGGUAGACGACGAGUACAUCAUCCCGAACUCUGAUCCGUCGCUGUACUGGCACAUUGACCAUCACUUCCUCGAUUUCCUGUCCUGCGUCCCGGGAAGCAAGGGAUGGCGUGUCAAACUCGAGCUGCGCCAGGGUUACAAGAUACUGCGGAUGACGAAGCACGGCAAGCUCGGUUGCGACCCGUCGGGCCGGUGCGUGAUGUUUGGUAAAUACGGCAUUGAGGAGCUGUGGGGGGUGUUCGUCCCCGUGUCCUUCUUUGACGACGAGGUUGGCGAGAGCGACAGCGAGGCGCCCCUUCCGCUGUCCGCAUAUGGCAUCAAAAAGGGCAACACUCGUCUGUCUCCGGAGCACUUCAAAGUCUGGCAGCUCUUUGUCUGCCGUCUCCUCGAGAGCAUCGGCUGGAGCGGCCUGACGAUCCUCCGAAACUAUCCGUUUGGCAAGUCGCAGGAUCUGCGCGCGGGGAGAUCGACGACAUCUUCGGGACGAGUGGUCGAAAACACGCCGAUCGGUGUCCAAUACCAGCUCCACCACGAGGCGGGUCAGUGGGACCAGAUGCGCACCUGGUCCCACUUGAAGUACGUGAGCAUGGCAAUCGCCUCCGAGAUCCAAGUACACCAGGUCGAGGAGUACGAGGUCGUGUCGAACGACGCGUUGAUCAGGAAGUAUGAAGCGCUGUACGAGCACUACAUUCCCGGCAAGGACAACCCGCCCGUCGACCUGGACACGUUCCCCAUCUUCGACGAGAACGGCAUGGAGAUCCCGCUCUACGACAAGAAAGGGGCCCUGGUGUCGCGCAGGCGUGUGGACGCGUACAACCUCACAGGCCCUGGCUGCGGCCUGCUCCUCGAUCUCCGGCGGAUCCACGAGAUGUUCAGCGUGUCAAACGACGACGGAGAGGGUACGGCACGACUGCAACAUGAAGAGAGACAGCGUCGCCGAGAGCGUCGUGCAGCCGCAGCCUUCGCCGGUCAGGACACCGGCCCCAUCUUUGACGAGGAGCAGGAGUUGGUCCAGCAGGAUGAUGGUGAUGAGGCUGCUCACCGUCCGGCGACACCGCUAACACCGAGCCCGGUCCUAGGCAGCAUCUGGGAUCCCUUGACACCGCCACCGCAGUCAUCUGACCCCGGCGACGGCAGCGACGUUGCUGCUCCGUUUGACUGGGAUGGGCUUGGAGACCAGGAUGAUGGCGAUUUGGACGAUGGCACUGGCAAGGAGGAGGAGCCUGAAGAGGAGCACUACGACGAGGAGCAGGAUCAGCAGCAGCAGGUGGAAUAUUAUGACGACGAGGAGCAGGAGCAAUAUCAUGGUGACAACGAGCAGGCGCACGACUACGACGACGACGAGGAUGACAAUGACAGUGAGGCGUUUGCAGCAGAGGUGGAGGCGAUGGUCUCGGAACGGGCAGAGCGGGCGCGACGUCUGCGGUUGGACUUGUACCCGCAGGCGUUCCUGGGCCAUUACGGGAACAUCCAGGCCAACCAGCUGUUCCCGCACUAUGCACCGUUCUUCGUCAACAUGGAGAAGCUCAUCCGGGAAGAGGUUCCUGAGCGCCCCGACUUCCACGAGCACAUUCCAGAUGGAGGCGAGUACGUCGUGCCUGAUCUCGAGAAGCUCGAGAACUGGCGGAGGUUGCACGGACACGAGGGGCCUAUCAUCGAGGAGGGUGGCUGCCAGAUCUACAACUCUGCGUCGCACCGCAGCCGGCCAAUGGCCGGGCAGCAGGAAAUGUCGAACGGUUCACUGACCCAGGCGGCGACUGGCUCGUGGGCCACAGGCGAUGCUGGCCGCAAGCUGCGCAUGAAGAUUGUCAAUCGAAACGAACUUGGAUUGCCGCACGAGCGGUUCCGUGACACCAUGAUAGGUAGCAGCAGGGACCCACCUGUCGCCCUGCGGUACGAGUGCAACUUCACCGUCUACGUCCGCCGCAUCCCUGAGAAACAACGCACUGGAUUCGACAUCUAUCGGUUUGUGCCAAUCAACUUCAUCCAGGCCACGACCAACCCCAUCAUCAUGUCUCGCCUCAAGAGACACAUUGUGGUCUUUGCGCCUGGUAUCUUCCCGCGGAUAUACGACUGGACGACCUUCCCUGUGUACACGCUGACGGAGCAGAUGUACAAGUCGAUGCGGCCUUACCUGCAGGAGAACGGAACGGCCGACGUCAAACUGGACCCGUUGAGGGUUGAAUUCCUCGCGAUCUUCGAGCGCCUGCUAGCGUACGCACACACGGGGAAUGCGCGAGUGAUAGCUGGGUGCAUGACGUUGCUGUGGUUCAAGCGGGCUCUGCUUGAGCUGGGCUUCCCGUGCAUCCACCCCGACAUCUUGCUCGACUUGGAGAACGAGUUCCCGCUGUGCAUCCCUGUGACGCGCUGGCCGCUUAUAAAGUCGACCAUGACCCCUCAGACUGCAUCCGCACGGUCCAUCGAGCUGACGUGGGGGCCCGCAGUAUUGGCGUCGUACCUGGCCACGUUCACUCUGCAGAUCAUCGAGAUGCAGGACAUCCCGGCCAAGUACAAGGAAGCGCGCGACAACGACCCCGAGUUCGCACGCGCAGUCAUGGUCGCGGACCUUGGCGUCAGGUUGCUCAUCGGUGACUUGAAGGAGUUCGUGGCGAGAGAAGUGCGUGCGCGAGCGAAGCGAGUCACCCAAGCGGAUAUGGAAAAGAUGUCCGAGCUCGAGCUCCACCACCACACUCACCGCGAAGAGACCAUGGAGCAGUGGAUGGAGUGCGUGAACGCGUUCUCCCACAACAGCAAACAGGUCGAGCCCGGGAAGAAGACGGACAGAAGGGCAAGGCUGUGGCGAGCACGGCUGUCCCGUACGCCUCCUGGUGCGCACACUCGCACAGACCCCUGCAGACAUCCGCGCAGGGCUGCCAAAGCGGAGGACGUGCGGAUUGGCAUCGUCGACUUGGCACAGAAGAUCUGCGACUGCAUGCGCGCAGUCAAUCCCCAUCCGCUGCACGCUCCGCUCGUCCGUGGAGGAGCUUCGUUGCCCGUGCUGAGGCUUGUUGUGGCCCGCAUCACUGACAGGGCUCCGUCGUACCUGACAGAGGCAGCAGCCCGCCACACAUGGGCUGUGAACGUGUUCGCGUAUGCCCUCCAAAAGAAUGAUGUCAUGUUCAUUCCGUGGGUGAAGGCGACGAAAGCGCCGGAAGGUGGCAAGCGCCGCGGUCCCCCCUCUCGCAAGACCACCGUCGACGCGUGGAUCGACGUCGAGCGCCCCAAGAAGCCGCUGCACCUGCUGGGCGUCACGAUCACGCCGGCGGGAGAAACCAUCACCACCCUGGCCGCGACUAUGACCCGCACCGUCGCCGAGGAACUGGAGGAUCUCGCGAACGAAGCGGCCGAGCGCGCGCAGGAGACCAAUCCAGACGCAGAGUGGAAGGCCGUCGGGAGACCGUUGCACGAGAUAGGCUGGUUCGUGAACCGUCGCACGUUGCCCGACGAGUUCACCUUGCAGAACGCAAGCAUCGUCGAACCACCGCUCAUCGUUCCGAAGCCUGGUGCAGCCCCUACUGUCCAACGGAGGAAGACAGCCGCUGCCGCCGAGGAGAAGGAGGUGCUGCGCAAGACGUACGAAUGGGUCAUCAGGGACUUUGACUUCACGGACGAGGUGCACCACCUCGCGCUCAUCAUCGCCGUGGUUUUCUCCCGCCUGGUACCAAAAGUGUCGUUCCCUAAGGACGACGACAACAACUUCAUCUUCAGCUCACGCGCAAACGACGUCAAAACGAUCACACAGGAGAUCCGCAACUCGGAUUGGUGCGAGAUGCCCCGGAACGGCUCUGGCUGCAAACAGCAGGCCCCGUAUAUCAUCAUGGUCACGGUGUACAUCAUCGGUCUUUGGGACGAGCGCAGUCCCCUCCAUGAGUACCUCAAGACGACGGCCUCCAAGGCGCUCCACCGCGUGUUCCUUGGCAAGCACGGCGCAAAGGGGAUCCUCAUCCACAACCUCAUACGCAUGCACCUCGCGCGGGGAAUGACUAACAAGGCCAGCAAGGGUGGUGUCAUGGGUCAGGACUGGGAUUUUGAGACCGGCGACACCCUGCGCGGACUCUGUCGGUACCUCAUCAAAUGUUUCCUUGACUCACAGUACGGAGCGUACGACGCCGUCACGCUCCUUUGCGGAGUCAAACGCGCGGAAGAGCUCGCAGCGAGCGGCCAAGUCGUGCGGCGCUCGGGCACGCUCUAUCAACCGCAAGAUCCCCGUGAAUCGUCGGUGGCUCCCCGUACAUUGUCUGUCGCUCCGCGUGCGUCGUCGUCGGUCGUAGUAGCACCUCGCCCGGCCGUGGCCCGGCACUCUCGCGCCCCCACGGCCACGCCUUCGCGACACCGUGCACGCCCUGCGUCGCCGUCACCUGACGUGCCUCGUGAGCCGUUGCCUGAGGUCACCACGCUCGACGACAUCUCGCGCACCGGUUGCCCGUUCAUCGGGGUCGUCGCGCACUGCGUCAAGCUCUCGGUUGGCGAGGACAACCGGCGCCCGUGCGAGGUCAUCCACUGCCAAUCGGCUCCCCGUGCGGUCUCGCAGGUACCCAGGCAGCAGAGGUUCCGUGACGAGCCCGAUCAUCCUCCACCUCCGCAGCCACCCAUCCAGUUUGUCACGGGCACGAGGAAGCGCAACCGGCACCAGUACCAGGGCUCCAACGUGUUCCGUGCAGACGACGACCAUCCUCCGCCCAAGCGGGCUCGCUGUUUUGGUGAUCGCGCGCUAUGGCGCGCGAUCACCUAA